Daucus carota subsp. sativus is the source of this 1429-nucleotide messenger RNA. RefSeq names its product mannose-1-phosphate guanylyltransferase 1. Gene Ontology annotation, cellular component: cytoplasm. The record is from RefSeq and is a predicted model, not a curated record. Gene Ontology annotation, biological process: GDP-mannose biosynthetic process. Gene Ontology annotation, molecular function: GTP binding; mannose-1-phosphate guanylyltransferase (GTP) activity. NCBI's taxonomy places the organism in Eukaryota, Viridiplantae, Streptophyta, Magnoliopsida, Apiales, Apiaceae.
AAUCUUUGAUAUCAAGAAUUCCUGCAGCAGCAUAGAUACAUUACCUACAACAGCGUUGGAGUUGGAUAAAGACUCAUUCAUAUGUUCUGCAUAAAUCUUUCCUGAUUCUGCUUCAACUCCUCUUGUCUUUCACUUCAUCUCAACUCAUUACUAACCGGUGCAUCCCAAGAUGAAAGCACUUAUACUUGUUGGAGGAUUUGGAACUCGGUUGAGGCCACUGACUCUCAGCGUGCCCAAACCACUUGUUGAAUUUGCAAAUAAACCUAUGAUCCUGCAUCAGAUUGAGGCUCUCAAGGCAAUUGGGGUCACUGAAGUGGUUCUCGCUAUAAAUUACCAACCAGAGUUGAUGAUGAACUUUUUAAAAGAAUUCGAGACUAAGCUUGACAUUAGGAUCACCAUUUCACGAGAGACUGAACCACUUGGAACUGCUGGCCCCCUGGCUUUAGCUAGAGAAAAAUUAGUAGAUGGGUCUGGUGAGCCAUUUUUCGUUUUGAAUAGUGAUGUCAUCAGUGAGUACCCUCUGCAGCAGAUGAUUGCCUUUCACAAAUCCCAUGGGGGUGAAGCGUCCAUAAUGGUCACUAAGGUGGACGAGCCUUCAAAAUAUGGAGUUGUGGUUAUGGAAGAGGCAUCAGGACAAGUUGAAAGAUUUGUCGAGAAACCAAAAUUGUUUGUCGGAAACAAAAUCAAUGCAGGGAUAUACCUGCUGAAUCCAUCUGUUCUCGAUCGAAUUGAACUCAGGCCCACCUCAAUUGAAAAGGAGGUCUUUCCACAGAUCGCAGGAGAGAAAAAGCUAUUUGCGAUGGUCUUACCAGGGUUUUGGAUGGAUGUUGGGCAGCCAAAGGAUUACAUUACCGGCCUGAGUCUAUACCUGGACUCCUUGAGAAAGAGAAAUUCAUUCAAGCUGGCUACUGGUCCGCAUAUUAUAGGAAAUGUCUUGGUAGAUGAGAGUGCCAGAAUUGGUGAAGGAUGUCUGAUUGGUCCUGAUGUUGCAAUCGGGCCUGGUUGUGUGGUAGAGUCCGGAGUUAGACUCUCCCGCUGCACUGUGAUGCGUGGUGUUCAUUUAAAGAAGCAUGCCUGCAUUUCCAGCAGUAUUAUUGGGUGGCACUCAACCGUCGGGCAAUGGUCUCGUGUUGAAAACAUGACAAUUCUUGGAGAACAUGUUCAUGUUUGUGAUGAAAUAUAUAGCAAUGGAGGUAUAGUUCUGCCACACAAAGAAAUCAAGUCAAGUAUUUUGCAGCCACAGAUUUUGAUGUGAAAUGCUCAAGUUGGUUCUACUAAGUUAUCAUGUUUAUCAAGUAAGAUGUGAAUGUUCAGGGUUUUCUUCUUACCAUGUACUCUUUUCAAGUGUUAAAUUUUCUGUCUCUAGCAAGGUUUCAAACUUUUACUAUAUAAAGUUACUGUUGACUGUAUAAUGAAUCUGCAUUUAGUU